GGGGGCUGUUUCACGAAGCAGGUUUUGCAAACUCUGGGUUAAAACUUGAACUCUGAGUUGAUUAACUCUGAGAUGUCAACCUCUGAGUUUUUGGUUUCAGAACAGGUGAUAACUAUUAGUUUAUAAAACUCUGAGUUCAAUUAACCCUGAUUGUCACGCGUGCACGAGCACAUAAAAAGGCUCUAUCAAUGGCAUCCAGAGAAAAUGAUUCACCAUGACAACACAGGGAAACAAAUCUCGCGCUUCCAAUUUCACCCCAGUGGAGCUUGAAUUAUUAAUGAUGGCGUAUGCUGAAUACGAGCAUGCCAUAUCAAAAAAAGGAAACACGAUUGUUGCUGCGAAAGAACGGGAACAAGCGUGGCAGAAAAUAGCUGACCGAGUGAAUGCGUGUAACCCAACCGGCAUAAAGCGCACUUGGCAGCAAAUAAAGAUGAAGUAUAAAAAUAUAGUACAAACAGCCAAUAGGAAAAAGGCAGAGGCCCGAAAAACUGGUGGGGGUCCACCACCAACACCUCUCACAGAGGCUGAAGAGAUGGCUCUCAGCCAAAACACUGGCCGGCCCAUGGCUGAUGGCAUCCUUGGAGGAAGUUCCUCCGAUACAGCCAUGCCCCAGGACAGAAGUUCAUACAGAAGAAAGCAAUGCAGAGAAUCUCCAGGGUGAACCGACUGCAUCCACAGCCACAGCUCAGCCUACCUCUGUAAGAUGCUGCAGUAUUUGCCUGCCAGUUAUUGCAAUAUUGGAUUAAGAAUCAUUCUUCUCAUGAAAUGAAAAUGUCGUUAGCUACAAGUGUCUAUUUUCUAAGUUAUAUUCAUAGUUGUACAAUUUUCACAGUGCAAUACUGCCAAGAUGUAACAUUGUUCUGUAUUCUAAUAGCUCCCUGUAAAGCAGUUGUACAAAAUAUACCUUGAGAAACAAAUUGACAAAUCGGAUCUGGAAAUGGAACACAUUAAACAAAAAAUGCAGAAAACCCUAAUAGACAUACAAAUAUUGGAACAUCACUUAAAGGUGGGUAGUGGCACAAGUUGAUGGAUCGUUAACUGUCUUUCAAAACCAAAUAUUAAAAUACUGUUUUGCAUAUUCAAUUACAGGAAAUAAAGAAGAGUGCAUAAAA
Brienomyrus brachyistius is the source of this 1112-nucleotide messenger RNA. RefSeq lists its product as uncharacterized. The transcript has 4 exons. The coding region runs from base 215 to 661 and encodes 148 amino acids. Gene Ontology annotation, cellular component: nucleus. The record is from RefSeq and is a predicted model, not a curated record. NCBI's taxonomy places the organism in Eukaryota, Metazoa, Chordata, Actinopteri, Osteoglossiformes, Mormyridae.